GAUGAUAUACAGCGAUUUUUUCAUUUGCGUUCGUGCCUAAAAGAUGAGGCGGCACAAGUUAUAAUGUAUAUAGAAACGACAGCCGCAAAUUAUAACGUAGCGUGGAAUAGCGUGGUGUCUCGAUAUAAUAAUAAAAAGGUGUUAGUGCAGUCACACACGAAAGAGUUGUUCGAUAUUCCGGCGAUAAACGAGGAAGCUGUACAAUUAAGAAAAUUAGUAGAUCAAUUAAAUGGUCAUAUAAACGCGUUGGAAGCACUAGGAGAGAAACCUAGAGAGUGGGGCUCAAUAUUACUGCACCUUAUCGCAACUAAAUUAGAUUCCAGUACACUCAAAGCGUGGGAAACGGUAUCUCCUAAAAAUGAAAUACCCAAAGUACAAGUGUUACUUGAAUUUUUAGAAAAGAGAUUUAAAGUAAUUGAAGCAGUGGAGACCUCGUCAAGUAUAAAUGUCCGUAAUGACGAAAAAAUAAAAUAUAAUAUGAUUAACAGUAAAAAAACCAAAAAUAACCACAAAUCAAUCGCGUUUCCAACAUAUGGUGGUGUGAAAUGUUAUAAUUGCCAAUUAGCGCACUCGAUAUAUAAAUGCCCAUCUUUUCUUGCUUUACCGGUUCCCGAUCGAAUAAAAAGGGUGGGUGAACUUCAAUUAUGCAAGAUAUGUAUUCGGUCUCAUAUCGGAAAGAAAUGUGAUGGAAAAAAAUGUUUUCAAUGUCAUAAGGCGCAUAACACAUUAUUACAUUUAAAAAUAAAUAAUAAGACGGAGAGUAAUUCUUCAGAGCAAUUUAAAGAUAAUACCGAAGAAAUACCCACGACAAGCAAUUUGAGUAUAUCGGCACACGCAUCAGCGAUAAGCUAUAGACAAGUGCUCCUAUCAACCGCAGUAAUUAACGUAUUUAAUAAUGAUGGCAAACCGGUAAGGUGCAGAGUUUUAUUGGACUCCGGUUCACAAAAUAAUUUUAUCACAGAGCAUAUGGCGCAAAUGUUAAGAUUGCGACGUAAAAAAGUUACUUAUGAUGUAGCUGGAAUCGGGCACGCAUUACAUACCAUAGGAUCCGAGAUUACGGUAACGGUGAGUUCCUGUAUAACGGAUUUCAAAGCAAAUAUAUCAUGUUUAAUAAUACCUUGUAUAACAAAAAAUAUUCCGAUAAGCACGGUAAAUACGGAGACCAUAAAUAUACCAAAUAAUAUUGUACUAGCCGAUAAAUCAUACAAUAGACCACAACGCAUAGAUAUGUUGAUGGGUAUUGAAUUAUUUUUCGAUUUAUUAGAUCAAGGUCAAAUUAAAUUAAAUGAAAAUGGCCCUAUAUUGAAAGAAACAAAGUUUGGUUGGAUUGUGGCAGGUCCAAUUUCUAAUAAUAAAUCGAAUUUAAAAGAGACACAAAAUAUUUGUUUAAGUACGUAUCAAGUAGAUGAUAAUUUAGAUGAAAAGAUUGCGAAGUUUUGGAGAUUGGAAAAUAUAGAUAAAAAUACUCAUUAUACAUUGGAAGAAAAGGCUUGUUACGAUCAUUUUACUAAAACAGUACGCCGCGACGAUACGGGCAAAUUUGUCGUACGGUUGCCGUUCCGGGAAGACAUUAGCAAAUUGGGUAAUUCUUAUAAAAACGCGUACAGACGAUUUCUGUCUACAGAAAAACGAUUAGAACUAAAUAAAAAGUUAGAUAAGGAUUAUCAGCAAUUCAUGUAUGAUUACCUAUAUCUUGGUCACAUGGAACCGCUGCGCGGCGCGGGGGAAGGGUCGGUCAAUGAACCAGGCUAUUUUCUACCGCAUCACGCUGUAGUAAACGAUAACAGUAGCACCACUCGUCUGCGCGUAGUAUUCGACGGUUCUAGUAAAACCGAUACAGGGAUAAGCUUAAACAAUGUCCUGUUAAAAGGACCAACAAUACAAGACGAUUUAUUAAAUAUUUUGGCUAGGUUUCGUACACACAAAUACGCUAUAUCCGCAGACAUAUCGAAGAUGUACCGUCAAAUUUGGAUUGCACCGGAGCAUCGGAAAUAUCAAAAAAUAUUUUGGCGUGAAAAUAAGGAACAGCCUAUGCAAAUAUUUCAAUUAAAUACGGUCACUUAUGGUAUUGUCUCGGCAUCGUUCUUAGCUACCGCGUGCUUGUAUAAACUAGCGGAGGACGAGCAUAGUAAUUUUCCAAAAGCGUGUAAUACAAUAAAAAAUGACUUUUACAUGGAUGAUUAUUUAGGGGGUGCAAAUACGAAAGAGAUGGCCAUACAAUUACGUAAUGAUUUGCGAACAGUGUUACAAUCCGGUGGCUUUAACUUACGAAAAUGGUCUGCCAAUGAUCCGGAGUUAUUAAAAAAUUUAAAUACGGAAAAUAGUGAUUCUAUGUUGGUACUCGAAUUAGAAAACGAAAUGGCGAAAGUUCUCGGGGUACUGUGGCAUCCUAGGAAAGAUAUAUUUCAAUAUAAAGUACAGGAUACAAGUUCGGAAAUUCAAUCGACAACAAAGAGAAGCAUAUUAGCGCAAAUAGCUUCAUUGUUCGACCCACUCGGUUUAGUGGGACCUAUAAUUAUAAAGGCAAAAAUUUUAACGCAAGCAAUGUUAGCAAACAGUCGAUUAAAGUACUGGAUAAUUGGAGGCAGAAAUAUUGCUAGACAUAUAUUUCACCAGUGUGUAAAGUGUUUUCGACUUCGACCAACAGUAGUUGAACCAAUAAUGGCGGAUUUACCAUCGGAACGACUGGAGCCAAAUCGACCGUUUAAAAAAUGCGGGGUUGACUAUGCCGGUCCUAUUACCAUAAAAACAAGUUUACGAAGAAAUGCUACAACAAUAAAAGGGUAUAUCUGUGUGUUUGUAUGUUUUAGCACUCGGGCAGUCCAUAUUGAAUUAGUUGCUGAUCUAACUGCUGAAGCAUUUCUAAAUGCUUUAAAACGCUUUAUUGGACGCCGCGGUGUAUGCUCCGAUAUAUUUAGUGAUAAUGCUACUAAUUUUGUGGGAGCUAAUAAUAAAUUGUUAGAGCUAAAAAAAAUAUUUCAUAAUGAAGAGCAUUUAACUAAAAUAUACGAUGCUUUAUCGUCUGAGGGCAUAAGGUGGCAUUUCAUACCCCCUCGAUCCCCUCAUUUUGGCGGAUUGUGGGAGGCUUCCAUUAAAUCUAUAAAAAAUCAUUUAUACCGAGUUUUAGGUACGGCUAAUCUGACAUAUGAUGAACUGAACACCAUCUUAAUUAAAAUAGAGGCAGUCCUUAAUUCCAGACCUUUAACCCCAUGUUCCUCCGAUCCUACUGAUACGACACCAUUAACACCAGCUCAUUUUUUAAUUGGUGAACCUACCUGUUCAUUACCGGAGCCAGAUUUAACUGGUAUACCAGAAAAUCGAUUAAAACGUUGGCAGCGGGUAACGCAAUUGACUCAAAUAUUAUGGAAGCGCUGGAGUAAAGAAUAUUUAUCGCAACUUCAAACGAGGCAAAAGUGGUUAGCAAAUAGGGGCCCUAAGCUCAAGAUCGGUACUAUAGUAUUAGUGAAAGAAGACGACGUGCCCCCGAUGUCUUGGUCAAUGGGUCGAGUUGUUCGUGUCCAAGCUGGUGACGACGGUGUCAUCCGAGUGGCGACUAUAUUAUCAAAAGGAAAAGAAAUAUCCAGAGCUGUCCGUAAACUUUGUCCUCUUCCUUUUGAGGAUAAUAGUUCGUAAAAUAUUUUUUUUUAUUCUAUGAUAUCUUAUUGAUAUUUAAAUAUGGCAUGUAU
Molecule: messenger RNA, 3686 nt
Organism: Melanaphis sacchari
Lineage: Eukaryota; Metazoa; Arthropoda; Insecta; Hemiptera; Aphididae
Exons: 2
Coding region: 64-3633 (1189 amino acids)
Biological process (GO): DNA integration
Molecular function (GO): nucleic acid binding
Source: RefSeq, a predicted model, not a curated record